This is a messenger RNA of Bemisia tabaci, 1969 nucleotides long. RefSeq lists its product as uncharacterized. Gene Ontology annotation, molecular function: G protein-coupled receptor activity. The record is from RefSeq and is a predicted model, not a curated record. Lineage: Eukaryota; Metazoa; Arthropoda; Insecta; Hemiptera; Aleyrodidae. Gene Ontology annotation, cellular component: plasma membrane. Gene Ontology annotation, biological process: adenylate cyclase-activating G protein-coupled receptor signaling pathway; G protein-coupled adenosine receptor signaling pathway.
CAGUGCCCACGCUCCACGCACCAAUCGCGAAUUCCGCCGUCCGCGAGUUUCCCUUCGCGGCGCCAGACAUCGCGAUCCAUGGCCCUACACGCGACUCACGGAUAAGUCUCCAAUUAUGAAAACAAAGGAGGAUACGGACAAAAUCUGCGGCGUUAAUUACGAGCGAAAUCACCGGGUGAAAAAGAAAAGGAAAAACUCGUGAAGAUUGUCGAAUCGCGGCCAAUAGCAACCCACCGUCCGGAAUAGCAUUAGUUUUAAGUCCGGAAUAAUUAAAUCCGGAAAAUAAUUUAAUCGUCAAGUAUCAAUUACCAAUAAUUCGGAAUAGUGAUCCCUGUUUGUUCUGCGGUCGGUAUCGGAUGUUCUACAGUGAGUUCAAUCGUUAGGGCACCGCUAAUUGCUCAAUGCGGUAACUUCCAUCCGGGAACACAACCAGAGAGCUGCGCAGCGGAUAAGUUCCGGAAUGAAAAAUCCACUCGGUUUUGCGGACGCGAGCGGGGUGAAUCGCAUGAAUUUCUCAGUGAUAUCGGUGCGGGAGAACGUUGACAGGGAAUUAUUUUGGUAAACCGGAACGACCGGCACCGGACCGAAGCGGAACGGAACGGAACGGAGAAACAAGGGCAGACGAAAUAAGGAGCAGAUGCAAGACUUCCCGGUGGGCUAUCCUGGCAUAAAUAACUCACAACUGGACCUCUGACAAAGGAGCCCCGGCAAGAAUAUGGCUGCAGGGAUUGGGGCGCCAAACCUGCGUUUUGGGACGAGUGGUUACAGCAACUACACGAGCAACCGAACGACAUUUCAGUGUCACCCGGACGGAGAGACCGAAGCGGCCAUCAUUUUCAGUCUCUGUGCAGCGGGCAUCUCCGCCAAUGUCGCCUUGAUGACGCUCAUCGUCUGCAACAAACAGCUCAGGCGGUGGUCGCAGGGCCUGCUGUUUCACCAGGCAAUGGUUGACUGCGCGCGGGCGGCGAUCCUGAUCCCUCUCGGUCUGAGCAUCCUCCGCUGCGAGCCGAUGCGGAAGUGCUCCCUCGUGGAGACGGCCUUCCUCCUCCUGGUCACCGUCUCAACGGUGAACAUGCUCACGACGGUGCUCAACGACAGCCCGGUCUUCCCGGAGGCUGACAGCGGGGGUGGGACGGGGGCGGGCGAGGAUCCCGACUCUGAUUGGGCCAUGGGCAGCGGCCCCAUCCUCAUGGACUCCCCGCAGUGCGUUUUCUUCGGGGCAUUCAUGAUCUGGUUUGCCAGUAUCACUAUUAAUCUUGGACCCACCUUCCUCAGCGGGGCCCUCGCCGCUAAUACUGAUGGCGGGCACAAUAGUCCCUCCUGCCCACUCGUCCACGGACCCUUCAGGCACUACGUGCUGAACGUGCUGUGGAUCCUGAUCAACCUGAUCUGCGUGAUGCUGACCUUGUUCCACCUGCACAAGCUCCACCGGGACCUGACCAAGGCCAACUGCGAGGCGGUCCGCGUCGCUGGGCUACUCACCACCCUCGUCAGUGUCACCGGGGGUGGCGGCGGUGGCUUCCGCGGACCCCACCACCCGCCCGGGACAAAUUCCAACGGCACCGCUAGGCCAGGAGUCAAGGCGGUCGAGGAACACAGACGGAUGCGCAACUACUUGCGGAGGAUAGAGCAGGAGGGUGUGCAGAGGGUGAAAAUGUUCUUGGUCAUCACCGGGGCCUAUCUUUUGUUUUGGGGACCCCUUUUUUUUGUCACUCUCGUCGACCAUCCGCUUAUCGGAACUCCGGCUGGACACGAGGUGACGCUGCACAUCGCCUACGUGCACUCGUUCGUGAACCCGACGCUGUUCCUGGUCCUGCAUCGCGGGCUCCGGACGGCCCUCCUCGAGCUCUGCUGCGGGUGCUUCUUCCAGGCCGGCGGCUGGCUCCUCGGCCCCGAACCGGAGGACGUCGAGGCCACCGUCCCCCCGCCGCCCCUGCCGCCCCUCCCCCUCCCCCUCGCCACCCCCACC